AUGGCCGUCAGAGCCCAAUCCAAGGCGAGUUACGCGGCCGCCAUGCUUCUGAGGGGCGGAAGCGGCUGGGCGGUGGCCUUGUCUGGACGCCCCCGCGCAUUCCGCUACAAAGCGUCGCCUUGUCCUACGCGACUUGGUGGGGACUCUCCGAGCCUUUGCUUGGCCUCCAGAUUGGGAAGAAGGAGCCAUGUGUUGGCCUCAGCUGUAGGCCUGCCUCGACGCAGCAACCAGGAUGCUCUGGACCUUGACCAGGCUCCCUCACAGCCCAUCCCAAAGCCAUGGGUGAUUCCGGUCCCAAAGGGGACCCUACAGUACAUCUUUGGGACCAGCCAGGUGUUCAGGAACUUCGAUGAUAUAAAACCAAAGUCCACGGGGUUACCAGUGCUCCUCAAAAUCAAGGAGUAUCACUCCCAGAGGCCCCAGCACACAGCUCCCAAGUCAAGGCCAGCCCCUGCGCCUGUGCCCCUACACCGCAGCUACCAACAAGGCCAUCGGUGCUUGGAGCAAGAAGACUGGGAAGUGGCCGUGCUGUUCUUCUCCCGAGCCCUCCACCUGGACUCCCAGAUGAUAGAGUUCUAUGCCUUAAGAGCCGAGGCCUACAUCCAGCUCUGCGACUUCUCCUCGGCCGCCCAGAACCUACGCAUGGCCCACGCCUCCCAGCCAGACAACACCAACUACCUGGAGCGGCUCACCUUGGUGCUUUACCUGAAGGGCCAGUGCCUCUUCGAGCAGUGUGCCUUUCUGGAUGCCCUGUCUGUCUUCUCCCAGGCAUCUGAGCUCCAGCCUGAGAAAGCCUGCUUCCGUUAUCGAUGCAUGGCCUGUCUCCUGGCCCUCAAACGGCAUCACGAAUGCUUGGCAUUCGUCACCAAGGAGGUGAAACAUGGCACCACCAAUGCCGAUGUCUACAUCCUGCGAGCCAGGCUCUACAACUUCUUCCACAAGCCCAAGCUCUGCUAUCAAGACCUACACAGUGCCUUGCUCUUGGAUCCCAAGCACCCACAGGCCAAGGUGCUGCUCAAGGUGAUGGUGGGCCAGGCCCAGCAGGCCCGCCAAGAUGCAGGGAUCCUGGCCGUGCAGGGCAAGCUGCACCACGCACUGCACUGCAUCAACUGUGCCAUCGAGAACAACCCUUUGGACCCCGGCCUCUUCCUCUUCCGGGGCACCACGUACCGCCGGCUCCGGGAGUUUGACGCCGCCGUGGAGGACCUCCUGAAGGCGCUGGACAUGAUGACCGAGCACCAGGAAGACCUGAUGCAGCAGGCGCAGCGUCAGCUGCUGCUGGCCUACAACGAUUUCGCGGUGCACUGCUACCACCAGGGCGCCUACCAGGAGAGCGUGCAGCUGCUCAACAAGGCGCUCAAGGACGAGCAGCAGGAGAAAGGCCUCUACAUCAACCGCGGUGAUUGCUUCUUCCAGCUUGGCAACCUGACCUUUGCUGAGGCGGACUACCAGCAGGCGCUGGCACUGAGCCCGAAGGACGAGGGCGCCCACCUACGAAUGGGCCUGCUGCAGGAGAAGCUGGGCUUCUGGGAGCAGAGGAGCAGGCAGUUCCAGAAGGCAGAGAAACACUUCUCGAUGGCCAUCCAGCACAAUCCCCAGAAGCCCCAGUACUACCUGUACCGCGCCAGGAGCCGGCAGUUCACCCAGAACAUUUUUGGGGCCCGCCAGGAUGUUGCCACUGUUCUGCUCCUUGACCCCGAGCAGCCAAAGUUCAGAGGGAAGCGGAUAAGGCUCAGAGAAGUCAGUGCCCUUGGGGAGGUCAGACCCUCAUCUGACUGGCUCCAGAAUCCUCGAUCCGACUCACCAUCAGCAUCCCCUCCCCAACUGCUCCCGCUGAUGACAAACCUUUUCCCGGGCAUGUCAGUGGAGGAGGUGCUGGGGAGCCAGGCGGCCCAGCUGGCCAGGCUGCAGCUGGAGCGGGUGGUAGAGCACAGCCUGUGGGCCAGGCCCUCCCAGGACAUCAUGGGGCAGCUCAAGGAGCGGGAAUUAGAGCGCCGGAAAGCCCAGACCCUGCAGUUCUCGUGGAAGCUGGAGCAGGUUUCGCUUGAGGCCUCCAAGGAGCUAGAGGCCACUCGCCCGAGCCUGCGGGCAAAGCCAGAAGGCCCAGAGAAAGAGGCCAAGGCCCCUGCCCAUGAGGAGAAAGAGGCGAAGCUGGAGCCGGCCCCCAGCACGGGGAGGUCCCUGACCGACAGCUACAUCAGCCAGACCUCUUCAGGCUCCACCAUGGGCUUCAGGACCACAUCCCCCUCAGAGACGGAGACAUCCACGCUCAGCUGGGAAUACAGGAGUACUUCAACCACUGCUGGGACCUCCUCUACCUCCUCGCUGCUAAGGACACAGGCCUCAGACUUGGAGGGCAACGGGGAAGACCUAAGCCUUAGCCGUAGCCCCAGAAAACCCCAGGCAUCCCAGAGCCAGAGCCAGGGCCAGAGGCCCAGCAUGACUGAGGCCGCCCAGGGCCAGAGAGAAAGGCCCAGCAUGACUGAGGCCGCCCAGGGCCAGAGAGAAAGGCCCAGCAUGACUGAGGCCGCCCAGGGCCAGAGAGAAAGGCCCAGCAUGACUGAGGCUGCCCAGGUCCAGAGAGAAAGGCCCAGCACGACUGAGGCCGCCCAGGGCCAGAGCCAGAGGCCCAGCAAGACUGAGACCCCCCAGAACCAGAGGCCCAGUGGGACCGAGGCUGCCCAGGGCCCAAGGCAAAAGCUCACAAAGACUAAGGCCACCCAGGGCUCAAGGCAGAGGUUCAGAAAGGCCAAAGGUCCCCAUGGCUGGAGCUGGGGACUCAGAAAGGCUGACCAGAGCUGGCGAUUGAUCCAGAGUCCCAGGAAGGCCUUCUAUGACGCACAUUGGAGCCUCCGCGACUCCGAGGCCACCCAGGGCCAGGGCCAGGGCCAGAGGCCCAGCACGUCCAAGGCUGCCCAGAGUGAGAGCCGGAGCACAAGCUCAGGUUCCAGCAAGACUGAGGUCACAUGGGGACUGAUCCCAAGUCUCAGCAACAGCCAGACCGCUCGGGGCCUGAGACAGGACCCCGGCCCCAGCAGUUACUAAAGGGGCCGUUCGGCCCCCCUCACUUCUUGCUGGGGAUGUGAGGGGGUCUACCCCGCCCCGACCGGCACUCAGGCAACCCCCUCCUGAGCAGUGAGAAUCUUAGCCGACUUUCCUCUGGUCCCAGGGCUAAGUUUAUUGUAUUGGUUCCCUUCUUUUACAAAAUGAAAAACUUCAAAAGCCCAGGC
Phacochoerus africanus (Common warthog) is the source of this 3230-nucleotide messenger RNA. It is a transcript of the gene TTC16, whose product is annotated as tetratricopeptide repeat domain 16. The record is from RefSeq and is a predicted model, not a curated record. Gene Ontology annotation, molecular function: protein binding. NCBI's taxonomy places the organism in Eukaryota, Metazoa, Chordata, Mammalia, Artiodactyla, Suidae. The coding region runs from base 1 to 3045 and encodes 1014 amino acids. The transcript is spliced from 15 exons.